AUGGUACUGGUGCCUGAUCUGAUCUUCACGAGACAGACAGGAUAGACCUCGGCCGUUUACCUAAGCUAACUCACCCUACCCAAGCGAGAAGAGAAGGUAGCUACAGUUCGACUUAUCUAACACUCGUUGUUUUAGCUUGUGAUCAAUUGGCUGCUCUGCCCUCAGACUACCUGCCUAGGUACUAUCUGUUUCUUAUUUGGUCCGCCAGUUUAAGAGGACUGUAUAUAGCAGGUCUGUCUGUCUGUCUGUCUAGAGAAAAUCAACGCAAUGGCGGCCCCGGCUUCGAAGACUGUCACCAACUUAAAUGGCACAUGGGUUUUGAACAAAACCCUCUCAGACCCAACAGACCCAGCCCUGUCCCUCCAAGGCGUAGGCUGGCUACUCCGCAAAGGCAUCAGCGCAGCAACAGUGACAAUAGUCGUAAAACAAUAUCCUGAUCCAGAGACCAGCACAACGACCAUCGAUAUCGAUCAAUCAGCCUCAGGUGUAACAUCCACUAAAGAGCUGCGCCGACUAGACUGGAACUCGCGCGAGCACAAAGAUUUCCUCUUCGGACGCGUGCACGGACGAUCGAAGUAUAUCACUCUCUCCGAGCUAAAAGCGCUCAUCAGUCCCGAGGGAGAAGCGCGCAAGGAGAAAUGGGUUGAGAAUGACUUUCUCGCGGAGGAUUGGCUGGAAACUGACGGAGAAGAAGGGAAACUUGUGUUGAGCCAUGUAGUUGCCGAUGCCGGCUGGUUCGCGACGCAAGUUUGGGGGUUUCAGGAUGUGGGAGGCGAGAGACGGUAUGUGAGGAACGUGGUGGUUGCCAAGGAGGAUACGUUUGUGAACUUUAAGAUGAUAUAUGAUUUUGUUUCGGAGUAGGUAAAGGGGAAGGUGAGAGUAUGUAUAGAAAGAAACAUGAGAGGAGAGAGGUAGAAAGGAGAGAGCUGGAGGAUCGAAUUGAUGGGACACAUAUCAACGUGUAAACGGGUGGAGUUGGUCGACGCGUAAUAAAGCAGGUAUAUAUACGCUCUGGAGAGACAGAGAGAAGGGCAGAUAGAUAGACAGGCUGAUAGGAUGAGGCGGUCCAGAUGGUAUAUAAUACAAAAAGGGGCAUCAUCAGAUGAUAUAGCGCAGAAAUGAAAUAAACGAUUUGUGUAAUUUAGAUAUGGUUAUUUCUCAAUACGAAUCGGUUAUAGUAUCCAAAUCAAGCACGACAACACAUAUCAUCGUCUUUC
Messenger RNA from Xylaria bambusicola, 1217 nucleotides. RefSeq lists its product as uncharacterized. The coding region runs from base 268 to 861 and encodes 197 amino acids. The transcript is spliced from 3 exons. The record is from RefSeq and is a predicted model, not a curated record. NCBI's taxonomy places the organism in Eukaryota, Fungi, Ascomycota, Sordariomycetes, Xylariales, Xylariaceae.